Candidula unifasciata is the source of this 1121-nucleotide messenger RNA. The record is from the annotation of a GenBank genome assembly. NCBI's taxonomy places the organism in Eukaryota, Metazoa, Mollusca, Gastropoda, Stylommatophora, Geomitridae.
ACUGCCCCGAAGGCACCUUUGGUGUGACAUGUGAGUUUAACUGUUCUGAGACCUGUCUAAAUGGACAGUGCCACCACUUCACGGGCAACUGUCUGCACUGUGCGGGCAACUUGACGGGAAGCAGGUGUGAAGCGUGCCAGAGAGGACAUUAUGGAGAAAGAUGUUCCGAAAACUGUUCGUCUCUGUGUGACAAUUUUGAUUGCGAGAAGUCUUUUGGUCAUUGCAUCAAGUGUAACGAUCCUCGUUCUGGGCCAUUCUGUGAUGUGUGUCCAGAAGGUUUAUAUGGGCUCGGCUGCUCCGAGGAAUGCAACCCUUUGUGUGACAUCGGUUUUUGCCAUCAUCUAACUGGAGAAUGCACGAAGUGUUUGGGCAACUUUACAGGGUCUCUGUGUGAAGAUUGUACAACGGCCACGUAUGGACCAAACUGUACGCUUUCUUGUCCAGACUUUUGCCUGGAUCACGAGUGCGACCUCAUCUCCGGCAACUGUUCUCUGUGCCAGGGGCAGCGGACUGGGGAAAGGUGUGACGAGUGUCCUCAGGGCACCUAUGGAGAUGCUAACUGCUCUCACAGCUGCUCCGAAUUCUGUCUUGGCCAGCAGUGUCGUACUGAUGGAUCUUGUUUCGAGUGCAAGGGUCACCAUCUGGGCUUAAAGUGUGAUAGAAGUUAUGGGCCCGACUGCUUGAGUCAGUGCCCGGAAUUCUGCACUGGGAAGAUCUGCAACAGCUCUUCUGGCGACUGUCUCGAGUGCAGCGAAGGACGCCUCGGCUCCAAAUGUCAAGCGUGCCCAAUCAACCAAUAUGGACCGAAUUGCUCACUCACCUGUCCAUACACCUGUUUCAAUGCCGAAUGUGACAUAAAUACCGGAGCCUGUUCCAGGUGUAUCGAGGGAUUCGCGGGCACCAUGUGUAGCGAAGCCGAAAAAGAGACUGAUGAAUUUUGGUUUUUGCUGCUGCUUCUGGCCAUUCCAAUUAGCUUGGUUUCCGUGUACUGUGUCAAGAAACGAAACAAUUCUGCACCCACAGAGGAAGAGAACUUAGAGUCGGAACAGGGCAAUAGAUUCAACAGGCGAAACCCGAAACGCUUGCACAAAAGUGAUAAAACUUCGUGUAUGAGGUUUUAG